GACAAGCGCAUCGCCGUCAAGAACCCCGUUGUGGAGCUCGAUGGCGAUGAGAUGACCAGGAUAAUCUGGGAGAAGAUAAAGGAGAGCCUUAUCUUCCCUUAUCUUAAGCUGGACUGCAAGUACUACGACCUGGGGCUGCCGUACCGCGACCAGACGGACGACCAGGUCACCGUGGACGCCGCGCACGCCAUCCUCAAGUACAACGUGGGCAUCAAGUGUGCUACCAUCACCCCAGACGAGGAGAGGGUAGUGGAGUUCAAGCUGAAGAAGAUGUGGCUGUCCCCUAAUGGGACAAUCAGGAACAUCCUGGGCGGGACGGUGUUCCGGGAGCCCAUCUUGUGCAAGACCAUCCCGCGCCUCGUGCCGGGGUGGACAGAGUCCAUCGUCAUCGGCAGACACGCACAUGGCGACCAGUACAAGGCAACGGACUACGUGGUGCCCGGCGCCGGGACGGUCGAGCUGGUGUACACUCCUGAGGGCGGGGCGGCGCCCACCGCCAUGAAGGUCUUCGACUUCAAGAGCGGCGGCGGCGUAGCUAUGGCCAUGUACAACACCGACGCCAGCAUACGCGACUUUGCCCACUCCUCCUUCCAG
Hyalella azteca is the source of this 594-nucleotide messenger RNA. Its product is annotated as isocitrate dehydrogenase [NADP], mitochondrial. Gene Ontology annotation, cellular component: mitochondrion. Gene Ontology annotation, biological process: isocitrate metabolic process. Gene Ontology annotation, molecular function: isocitrate dehydrogenase (NADP+) activity. The record is from RefSeq and is a predicted model, not a curated record. NCBI's taxonomy places the organism in Eukaryota, Metazoa, Arthropoda, Malacostraca, Amphipoda, Hyalellidae.